CGACUCACUGGGAGACGAUGCCAGGGGGUCUAGGAGUCCUCCGAGCCCUGCCUCUCCUCCUCCUCCUCUUCUCUGAAGCCUGCCUGGGUCCUGGAUGCCAGGCCCUGCGGGUAGAAAGGGGUCCACCAUCCCUGACGGUGAACUUUGGCGAGGAGGCCCGCCUCAUCUGUGAAAACAACGGCAAGAACCCUAAUAUCACAUGGUGGUUCAGUCUUCAGUCCAACAACACAUGGCCCCCAGUGUCACUAGGUCCUGGCCUGGGUCCCACAGGCGAGCUGAUCUUCUCUGAAGUGAACAAGAGCCACAGGGGCUUGUACUGGUGCCAAGUGAUGGAGAACAGCAUGCUAAAACGCUCCUGUGGUACCUACCUCCGAGUGCGCAAGCCAGUCCCUAGGCCCUUUCUGGACAUGGGGGAAGGUACCAAGAACCGCAUCAUCACGGCAGAAGGGAUCAUCUUGCUGUUCUGUGCAGUGGUACCAGGGACACUGCUGCUAUUCAGGAAGCGGUGGCAAAAUGAAAAGUUUGGGGUGGACAUGCCAGAUGACUACGAAGACGAAAAUCUGUAUGAGGGCCUGAACCUUGAUGACUGCUCUAUGUAUGAGGACAUCUCCAGGGGACUCCAGGGUACCUACCAGGAUGUGGGCAGCCUCCACAUUGGAGACGUCCAGCUGGAGAAGCCAUGACUGUCGCCCCCCACCCUCCCCCUCCCAGUCCUGCUGUGCUGUCCCCUGUUUGCCAUAUGCCCAACUCAGCAUCCCUGCUCUCUGCUCUUCCCCUGGAGUCCCCCCUUUGCAGUGCCUGUCCCUCUGGAGUGUCCCACCCUUGCCUCCAGGCUGCCCCACCCUGUUCUCCCACCUAAUCUGUCCUUCCCCACUAGGGUUCCCUCUCUAGUGGGUAAUGAGCCCUUAAUCGCUGCCUCUAGGGGAGCUGAUUACAGCAGCCUCGUUAGUGUCACCCCCCUCCUCCCAGAUCUGUCAUGGCCACUUAAGUGAUAAUAAAUCCUUCCCAAAGCAGCCCUUGGCAGGAGUCAUGGAUCUCAUGUAGACUGCUCCUCAACACUGCCAGGAACCAGGAGCAGAAAGCCCAAAUCCCCUCCUCCCUCAGACCCGGGAUUCUGGACCCAAGUUCUCACCUGCCCACUUUUGAGAUCUGGGACCAGACAGUCCUUGCUGUCUGUCCUCCCCAACCCCCCACCCCCACCCCCAAAUAACAGGAAGUCUCUUGGGGAAGUCCCCACCCUAAUUGAAAUGCUGGUUUAUCUCCUUUAUAGGGCCUCACCCUCCGCAUAUCCCAAAGCAAAGGGGGAACCAGCCCCGGGUGUUACCAAAUUUUUACCCAUAUUUAAGCUCUGAGAACAC
Molecule: messenger RNA, 1358 nt
Organism: Arvicanthis niloticus (Nile rat)
Lineage: Eukaryota; Metazoa; Chordata; Mammalia; Rodentia; Muridae
Gene: Cd79a
Product: CD79a molecule
Biological process (GO): B cell receptor signaling pathway; B cell differentiation
Cellular component (GO): external side of plasma membrane; membrane; B cell receptor complex
Molecular function (GO): transmembrane signaling receptor activity
Source: RefSeq, a predicted model, not a curated record